UGUGUCAAAUUAAAAGUCCUCUCAAAACAUUUUCGCUGUGGCUUAUUAUGCGGUUUGUCAUUGACAGUAAAACUCGUUACUUUUCCCAUAAAGUAAUACAAAAUGAAGGAGCGGUGUGAGCUGUAAACGCUAAGUCUUUCAGGAUAGCGGGGUGUCCUUGGUGUUUUUGCUUUGUUUAUGUGAAAGCGCGGAGCUGCUGCGGGGUGAAGGAUCACCCCCAGCCCUCAGUUUUCCCCAAAGCUAAAACAGCGACUCUCCUGAACGGGGACACUCGCUGGCGAAUUUCCAUUUCCAUCAGCUGAUGCAGCCAGGUAAGCUGCAGCCUGGAUGGAUGAAUGGCUGAGGCUGGAUGUAAUGCUGCUGCUGCUGGCUGCUUUCUAGUCUAGUGGAGGUGUGGGGUGGUGGGGGGAGAUUCUCGGUGUGUCUCACAUUACAUUGCUGCGCUCCCUCCAUCGCGAUCGGUCUCCUGCAGCCUGCGAGCGGAUGAAUCCCCGAGCCUGUGGUUUUGCCAUCGCCAAAAGGACUCCAUGUCUUUCUUGCCCCAGUGAGAGUGCCUCCACGGCCUCUACUUCCCCUGUGCUUGCUUCUCUGCCUCAUUUCACUCUGACCCUAUCCAAUCCCCCGCGCUGUCUGGCAGCACAUCACCCUACACUUUCCACCCCCCUCCUCCUCUUCCUUUAGAGCAUGUCUCACAUGUGCUCCUCCUCCCCCUCCUUCACUAGGACUGUUCCUGCAUCUCCCACGCUCAGGUCCAGCCCAUGGACAUAGAGGAGCGCUAUGAGGACAUCAGCCACCAGUUCCUGAGCUGUGACGGUUCUGAGUACACUCUGCAGGGCCCAGCGGGUGGCGAUGACAUCACAGGGUUGUCAGCCGAGCCGGCCCACUACCAGCUACUGUCAGAGCUGGGACGGGGCUUCAAUAAUCUGAGCCAGGUGAACAUGGCUCGCCACGUCCCUACUGGCCAGCUGGUGGCCGUCAAACAGACCAACCUGGACGAGUGCACCGAGGAGGAGCUGCUGCAGCUCAUGAAUGAGGUACUGCUGUCCCGUCUCUUCCGUCACCCCAACCUGCUGACUUCUCGCCUGGUUUUCAGCUCCUGCUGCCAGCUGUGGGUCCUGACACCGCUCAUGGCCUACGGUUCUGCAGAUACUUUACUGAGGACAUAUUUCCCAGAUGGAAUGAGUGAAUCCUUGAUAGCGUACCUGCUGUAUGGUGUGCUCAAAGCAUUGGAAUACCUGCACCGGAUGGGCUACAUUCACCGAGGGGUGAAGGCCAGUCAUAUCUUGCUGUCAGGGGAGGGGCGUGUUUACCUCUCAGGGCUCCACAGUGUUUACAGUAUGAUGCGUGAGGGCAAGAGGAUGAGGACCGUGUUCGACAUGCCCCACCACAGCCCGGCACUGCUGCCCUGGCUCAGCCCUGAACUACUGCGACAGGACCUGCACGGUUAUGGAGUGAAGUCAGACAUCUACAGUUUGGGCAUUGUGGCCUGUGAGCUAGUCAGCGGCAGGGUGCCUUUCCAGGACAUGCCACCCACUCAGAUGCUGCUUCAGAAGCUGCGCGGUUCCCACUGCUGCUUGCUGGACGUGGCUCCCUUCCCACUUGGAGAGCUGGGGGGUUUGAAGGUGUCGCGCUCUGGGGUGGACUCCGGCAUUGGGGAGAGUGUGGCCACGGGGAGCCUGACGCACAGCACCACCGCUCCUCCCACGGACCGACCUCAAAGCCCCGGACCCAAAAACCACUCUGCCACCCUCCACAACCUGGUCCAGCUGUGUCUGCAGCAGCAGCCUGAGCGCAGGCCAUCAGCAUCUGAGCUGCUGACCCACGCCUUCUUCAAGCAGGUGAAGAGGCACACCAGAGACUCCUUCCUCAGUCUCAUGUACCCAGCAGUGCCCCUCGCCAGUCCUGAGGACCCUCCAGUAUCCAGUCCCCCCACCCCUUCCUGUCACACUCCAGCGUCAGCCACCGCCGACUCCACCGAGGCCGUUUGGGAUUUCUCCUAACUGCAGCCUCUACACUUCCAUUGACUAGCAAGCCAAACAAAAGACAAUCAAAGCAAAGCAAUGAGGCCAAAUUCUACUGUGCUUUUAAUUUUUAUUAUUAACCCAACUCUCUGAGCCUUUUUAAAUCGUUUUUGUAGCUUUUUUUUUUUAUGUUUUUUGAAGGUGACUUUUUGGGUCACAGAGUGGUGAGGCAACUGUGAAAGUGCUGGAACAAAGAAGCUGCUCUGAUUUUAUAGUAACGAUAAUAAUGGACCGUCAGCGAGUGAAAGGAAUAAGAAAAAAACAAGUUGCUUGCUAAUAAUCACGCACUUCCUCUGAGAUAAAAGCCCCCCUGUAAACAGUUGUGCAUAUGUUUGUGCGCAUUUUGUUGUUUUUAAAAUGUUAUAUCCUUGUUUCCAUUUUUUUUUUCAGGUGGGUGACUCUGGUACAACCAAGAAGUUAUUUCUUAAUAGUAACCACUUUUUGUAAGAUAUCAUGUGUGUGUUGAAUUUUCUUUAAAGUGGACCUAUUAUGCUCUUUUACAGCUCCAUAGAGUUCCUCUGCAUGAUUCACAGUUCAAACUCUCCCUUAUUUGUGUCAUCCUGGGCUUUUGUGCUACCCCUCUGUUCAUGUUGUAUCUAAAAUUGACCAUUUCCAUUCUACUUAAGCCUAUUUUGUUCUGAUUGGCUGCCCUUCAUUAACUCCUCUGUGUUCACAACUGAACAGAAAAAAACAAAAUAGGUCCACUUUAAGGCACUGUGUUUUUAGACUGUGAAUAGUGAAAGGUACACUACGUGAGAUUUAAACAUAUGUGCAUAUAUAUUCAUCUGUGUUAGAAAUGUUCAAAUUCAGAGCUGAACGCAGAGGGGGAAAAUAUGCAUGGUCCUCCAAAACUUGCCUAAGAAUAAUCACAUUUUAAAGUUUUCUUCAGUGACAAAGUAAGUCAAUAGAAGUUGCCUUUAUACUCAUGGGUACACUGCAAACAGAAACUGCUAAUAUCUAAUCCGGCAAGCUUUUAACGGUUGUUUUGCUAAAGCAUAAAAAAUACUGUACAGCCAAAAAAAGGUUAGUCUGCAUACCAGUUAGCUUGCCUGUAGCGAGCUAGUUUGUUUCAUGGCAACUCUUUACUAAAUGUUUUGUUGACACCAAAUUUUAAGAAAAGUUCUUAAAUUGAGGCCUUGGUUAUUCCCUAAAAUUAUAUAUAUAUAUUGUUGACAUAUACUUAUUUUUUUAUAUUCAAAAAUUAAACUCUUUGGUUUUACCACAGGUUACAUUGUUUAAAGAACAGAACAACAAAACAACACAUCCACAAUCAGCUGUGUAAAUACAUUCCUGCUAUAGGCUUGAACAUAUAUGCACAUAGUGUUCCUGUAUAGUAUCCUUAAAACCUGUCAUACA
Molecule: messenger RNA, 3377 nt
Organism: Pelmatolapia mariae (spotted tilapia)
Lineage: Eukaryota; Metazoa; Chordata; Actinopteri; Cichliformes; Cichlidae
Gene: stradb
Product: STE20 related adaptor beta
Exons: 12
Coding region: 759-2000 (413 amino acids)
Biological process (GO): activation of protein kinase activity; protein phosphorylation; protein export from nucleus
Cellular component (GO): serine/threonine protein kinase complex
Molecular function (GO): protein serine/threonine kinase activator activity; protein kinase activity; ATP binding
Source: RefSeq, a predicted model, not a curated record